Molecule: messenger RNA, 548 nt
Organism: Eimeria acervulina
Lineage: Eukaryota; Apicomplexa; Conoidasida; Eucoccidiorida; Eimeriidae
Exons: 3
Biological process (GO): mRNA splicing, via spliceosome
Cellular component (GO): U4/U6 x U5 tri-snRNP complex; spliceosomal complex
Source: RefSeq, a predicted model, not a curated record
AUGCACAGCGAAAGCAGCAGAAGCAGCAACAGCAGCAGCAGUAGCGGCGGGAGGAGCAGCAGCAGCAAUAGCGGCAGGAGAAGCAGCAGCGGGUGUCGGCAGUUGGGGCUGCUCUGGGGAGUGUUGGUGGUGUUUCCGCUACAGCAGUUGCUGCUUCUGCAGCAGCACGGGACGCACUCAGCUGCGCUGAACCUGCUGCUGGUGCUGCUAACUCUGGUGCAGGUGUGGGACAACGACUACUACGAAGAGAAAGCGAAGGAAAAGGCUUCGCUGCUGGGAGUUGAAUCUCUUCUAGAGUUGCUACCAAAACCCAGAGAGAAGCCUAAACCGCCGCCGCUGCCGCCGUGCGGCUACCGGCAGCAGCUGCAGCAGCUCACAUUUAAACUCAACUUCGAGAGAGAAGCCAGCCGCACGAAAAUGGUCACCCUGCAGAGCCCCAGGAUGCAGCAGGGCGGGUUCUGGUGCGACAUUUGCGAGUGGUUGUGCAAGGACUCACAAGCCUAUUUGGAUCAUAUUAGCGGUUGCAACCACAACCAGCUUCUCGAUGG